AUAAAACCCCACCUGUAAUAGAGGAGCUGGCGAGAGGCGGGGCCUGCGGCGGGGGGCAGCAGCGGCUUAUACUGGAAGAGGCGGCAGGCAGCAUGAGUCAGUGUUGGAGGGUGUGUCGUAGUGAGUGGUUGUGUUGCCCGUGGGCUCCUCAGGUUUCUUAUUGACGCCACACUACGUUGAAACCUAGUGAGCAUACAGUCGGCUGUUGAGACUAUCCACUCCAGCGAACGUCCUCCCACUCCGCGGACUUGUGAGCGCGAAACAGAAAUUUAGAUGUCCUUAAGGAUUUUAGUGUGAAGCAAGCCUCUCCCCGGCCGGUGCUCUUGUGAUACCUAGUGCAGGGGAGUAGCGGGUAACAGUGUGGGAGGCUGUGGGAGCAGCCUCGGCAGGACAGGGAACACCAGCGGAAGUUAAAAGGUGUCAGGAUCAACAGGAGACAGGAUGAAGCACAUCGUCGAGACAGUGGUCGACAGCUACAAUGACCUCUUCAUCAACCAGCGAGACCCAAGGGUCGAUGGCUGGCUCUUUAUGGACUCGCCAUGGCCAACCUUCUUCAUGUGCGUGAGUUAUGUUAUACUGGUGAAGGUGAUCGGGCCGCGCUACAUGAAGGACAGGCCGCCCUUUGAUCUCAGGGGUCUCCUUGUAUUCUACAACGCAGCUCAAGUCAUCUUUUCUACCUGGUUGUUCUAUGAGAUUGGAAUGAGUGGGUGGUUCACACAUUAUUCAUUCCGCUGUCAACCUGUUGAUUAUUCGGACAAUCCUUCAGCUAUCCGUUUUGGUAUGGGUGGAUGGUUCCGUGGAUACUCCUUCCAAUGCCAGCCUGUCGACUACUCUCAAAACCCAAUGGCCAUCAGGAUGGCUCAUGCUUCCUGGUGGUAUUACUUUUCCAAGUUCACCGAAUUCCUAGACACAGUAAGAGCUCUCUUGAAAUAUUUGUGCUAAGAAUAAUUGCUCAAA
This is a messenger RNA of Eriocheir sinensis (Chinese mitten crab), 957 nucleotides long. Its product is annotated as elongation of very long chain fatty acids protein AAEL008004-like. Gene Ontology annotation, molecular function: fatty acid elongase activity. Bases 442 to 942 code for a protein of 166 amino acids. Lineage: Eukaryota; Metazoa; Arthropoda; Malacostraca; Decapoda; Varunidae. The transcript has 7 exons. Gene Ontology annotation, cellular component: endoplasmic reticulum membrane. Gene Ontology annotation, biological process: sphingolipid biosynthetic process; fatty acid elongation, monounsaturated fatty acid; very long-chain fatty acid biosynthetic process. The record is from RefSeq and is a predicted model, not a curated record.